Messenger RNA from Symbiodinium natans, 456 nucleotides. The record is from the annotation of a GenBank genome assembly. Lineage: Eukaryota; Dinophyceae; Suessiales; Symbiodiniaceae.
AUGGACGUCCGAUCAUUGAAUCAUCUGGACUACGACGAGCUGCAGGCCCAACUGCAGGAGCGAGGCCUGAACACCAGCGGGAAAAAGUUUACGCUUGUGGAACGGCUUAGUGCUGCGCUGCAGGCUGAGGAGCGCCAUGAUGGAGAUGCAGUGGAAGAGUCCACGGCCACAUGCGACCCCUACUUGGACCCGUACUUUUUCGCUGGACCGCAGGAUCCAGAGCACAAGAUGCAUCGGAGGUCGCGAUCGCGUUCGCCCCGAAAAGUUAGCUCGGAGAAGGCCAAGGCACAAGGAUUGCGCCGGCUGGCCGAAGACAUUUGCGGCGUGGGCUUGCAGGCAUCACUUGCGUCGCUCGAUGCUGCUGUGGCAGCAGGGAGUGUGUCCACGAAACUCUUGACAGAACUAGAGGCAAAGCUUUCAACUUGCAUCACCAUGAUCGAGAUGCAGCAGAAAUGA